GAUACCAACGCUUUCUAUUUGCGGAAUUAUUUUUUUUUUUUGUAAAAUGGAAGUACAAGAUAUUUGUCGAGUUUGCCUAAGCAGCACUGUUACCUUGGUAGACAUAUUUACCAAGCGCCAGCAGCUAGGUAAUAAUUCUGGAGCAAUCCCGACCUUGGCGCAUAUGAUAACUGAAUGUGCCAAUUGCAAAGUUGAGCUCGACGAUGCUCUGCCCCAGCAAAUAUGCCUGGGCUGUGUGCUAAGUGCUCAAAACGCAUUCCAAUUCAAGCGACUUUGUGAGCGCAGCUAUCAGCAGUUAGUAACAAAACAUUUGGAGCAACUGGAACAAAUUAAACAGGAAGCGACGGAUCUAGAGUGUAUUGAAAUAUGCUCUAACGAUGCCGAGACUCUUAAAGAAGAAGCUGACAAGCAGACUAAUGUUGCUGAUAUAUUAUCAGAUGAGGAGCUAAUCACACCAGAUGAGACUUUUGUGGCCGAGUUGAUGGAAUGUAGCGAACGCGAGGGAAGUCCAAAAGAAUUGAGCUCAUACAGCGAUGAAUCACCUACCAGCUUUAAAUCAAAAAACAAGCCUGUCAUAAAGAAACUAGGACAUGUAACAAAGUGUCCCCAUUGUCCUAAAAGUUUUAUGAAAACUGCCAUUUUAAAGAGGCACAUACGCAUCCACACGGGCGAACGCCCCUAUCAUUGUAGUCAGUGCGCCGAGUCAUUUGCAAGAACUGAUAAACUAAAACUUCAUCUUGAAAGAAUUCACGGUGGCGAAGUUGCUAAGAGCAAGGGGAUGAAAGGUCCAGAUCCACUAGAGUACAAAUUCAAAUGCAAAAAAUGUACAGCCACAUUUAAGUCACAGAAAUGGCUUUCUAAUCAUACAAAAAUUCAUCCUGAGGAGUCCAAUGAUAAGGAAAAUAAAGAAAAAUACAAAUUUAAUUGUAAGCUUUGCAACAAAAAAUUCAAAGCUGAGUUUCUUUUUAAACUUCAUGAAAAAUGGCACUCAAAAACCCCAAGUAAACCAAAAACCGAUGAGCCUAAGGUUCGUUGCCCCAAAUGUCCAGAAUCAUUUAAAAAAGAUACCCAGCUCAAGAGGCACAUGGAACUGCACGACAGCAGUCGUCGAUUCGAAUGUACACAGUGCCACUUACGAUUUAUUCAACCACAUCACCUAACUAGGCACAAGCUGAUCCACGCCAGAAGACGCUCAUAGGUGGCCUUGUAUUGUUUGUAACUUCACGUUAAGGAAUCUAUAAGAGCCGAUCUCCAUUUAUUAUUCGUUUGACAUUAUUUUAGUGUAGCGUAACUUAGAAAUAAGAUAACGACUAUAUAAUAUCCAUGUGUAUGUACCUUUAGUUAAAGAAAAUUGUACAGCGUAAGAAAAAAUGCUGUUUAUAAUAGUAUUUGAAUUCAAAAGUUAAUAAGUUAUUAUCGGAGAGCAAGUGUGCAUUGUUCGUUCUAAUGAAGUUAGUUCCAUGUUCGGAACUGGUACAGAACGCAAAAUACUUUUUAUAACAUUGAAGUAGAAAAAGUAGUAUUAAGUACAACAUAUUCGUAGUAUUAAGUAAAAUAUAAAAUAUUUGAAA
Molecule: messenger RNA, 1571 nt
Organism: Drosophila busckii
Lineage: Eukaryota; Metazoa; Arthropoda; Insecta; Diptera; Drosophilidae
Product: zinc finger protein 91
Exons: 2
Coding region: 47-1198 (383 amino acids)
Biological process (GO): regulation of transcription by RNA polymerase II
Cellular component (GO): nucleus
Molecular function (GO): RNA polymerase II transcription regulatory region sequence-specific DNA binding; DNA-binding transcription factor activity, RNA polymerase II-specific; zinc ion binding
Source: RefSeq, a predicted model, not a curated record